AUGGGAUCCGCUUGCGCCACUCAGAGGUCUACUCAACAUGUCGAAGAGCCUCAAUCCUUUGGAUCAGACUUGAAAAAAUCAAAGGCUCACCGUCAAAGUCCAUCGCAGCAGCAGCCCUAUGAAACAGAGUCCGUGGAUAUGAAGGAGCCAGCGGGAGCAUCAUGUACUUCUGUUGCCGUGACUCCGUUAGUGGAAAAUGGCGACGAAGCGAAUGGCAUUAAGGUUACUAUGCAGCCUGGACAGAGCUUUGCUGCUAUCGGAAUGCAACAAAACUCUUCAACAGUUGUGUGUGGAGACUCAAUUACCCACUCAUCGAAGCAGAUAAAAAACCCUUCGCCGCCCAUGACAAGAAAAAAUUCGGAGAACGUAACAAGCCAAACCAACCCAGCAAAAACAAAAUCGUUGAAUUCAAAAUACAUAAUUCAUGAUGAGCAGAUUAAAAGAGAAUGGGGCCAAUUUUUGAAUGGAAAUACAUCACGGAAAAUCAAUAAUGAUCAGGAGGUUUUUAGUGAGAUUAGUUUUGAGCCAUUGGAGAGUACCGUUGAGCCAAUAGCCGUUCCCGAUGACGUCAAUUACUCACAAAUUGUUAAAAUAUUUAUCAAAGGAUAUUUAAAUCCUAUUGCAAGUAUUCUUCAAGUUGAAAAAGAGGUUGAUGGAUCUACAGAUACAACUUAUGUAUUUCAAAAUUUACAAAUAUUGAAAGAGGUGGAGAAGGACAAAAGAUUGUUUGCCGUUUUAUCUGACACACUACCGAGCUCAGUCUCAAAACAAUUUUCCAAUCUGAAAAAUAUUGUUACCUCACUUUCGGUAAACACCACAGCUGAGUUUGAAGCUUUGAUUGAGAAAACUGAAACAUGUCUUGAACAAAUAGAAAACGGAGAGGAGCUUGUUAACUUUGAAGGAAGUACUUAUAUGUGGACAAACUUGGGCGUUCCUUUGUUGCAUUUUGCAGUGAGUCAAAAUAAUUUCUCUGCAGUCGACAUAUUAUUGAUGGGAGGCGCCCAAGUUGGUCAACGAGAUAUUCAUGGUAGGACUGCUCUGUAUUAUGUAAAAAGCGUUGACAUGUUUAAGAAAUUGAGCGAGUUUAUUUCUAAUGAAGAUCUGCAGAAAGCCUCCUUUUCCGGAGAGUUGGUGUCGCAUGUCUUGUGUGAAAUGUAUAGCCAUAACAAAGAUUUAGCUAAAUCAUUGCUACAUGAAUUGACAUCUUUCACUACCGACUCUUCAACAAAAGAAAUCCUAUUCUGGAAAUUGGAUUGUCAUGACAACACUGCAAUAUCAAUACUACAGAGAGGUAUUUAUACCAAAGCAAAACGAAUGUCAAAGCAUGAUCAAUUUAAAUUCCUUAACGAGGAGCUGAGAUGGCAAAUCGAGAGAGGUGUGACGAAUUUUAAAACUCUCAAUAGUAAUAUUUCUUCAGAGACCAAAAUAAGUUUGUUGUCGAACGCUUUAUUGGAAGAAAAUAUUGAGCUUGCUUACUACUUACUUGAAAAUAUCCACAUUGAUUUAGAUAUCUCAUCUCUAGUUUCUUGCAUUAAGAGCGUUCAUGUAGCAAAAAUGGUAUUUCAAUUUUAUCCAGAAGCCUUCUAUCGUAAACAAAACACUGAGAGACAGGAGUUGAGCGAUCUCUCAAGGAUCAUUUUGAAUAUGAGAUCAGGUAACAUUCCUCUAAUUUCUUUCUUAAUAGAAAAGCUUGAAUACAAUCUAAUCUCCAUGGAAAUCAAGCUACUAAUUGAGUUGACUGUACAAGGAGCAUGUGUGGAGCUCUUUGAACUCAUUAAGAAAGCUAUUCAAUUUUCAUCUUGCUCGGAGCUGAUAGGCCCCUCUUUCGGAUACACAAUGUCUCCAUUCGAAUAUACCCUUUCGCUCAACAGAGCAUUUUGUCAUGUCACGGAAAUAGAGCAAAUGAUAUGGACCAAAGUUAAACAUGACCAGAACGAAACGAACACAAUACUAUUGAAAAACUCAUGUGGUCACCUUCUAUCUCAAUGCUUAAAUGCCAGAAAAUUUGACACAUUUAAGGAUAUAUUAUCACAUCUAUUGAUGAAUGGGCUUUGCGCUGAGAAUAUGAGAUUCAGUUUGGUAACGGAAAGCAAAUCUAUUCGCCUUAAUCUUAGACAAAUUGACCUUAUUUAUAACUCACUGGCUUCACUCAUUCGCACUUCAGACGACUUGACUCAAGACCUUACCGACGAAUUUUUACAACUAGCUUCCAAAUUGUCUUCAAUCGAUGAUACAGAUCCGCCAAUAUUGUCAAUAUUACUUUGCCUUUUUAUGAAGAAAGCAGACAUGGGAGUUACUCUUAACAUUUUAUCUCAUAAUUACAGUUAUUUGGUAACUACUUUCGAUGGCCAAGUGCCUUUAAUCACUGCAGAAAACAAGGAACAGGUAUUGAAUUGGAUUAGCAACAUAAGGGAUGAGUCAUGUCUCAGAAAUUACCUUGUCAAACCUUACAGUACCAAUGACAAAGUGUCAUGGAAUUCUCAAUUUUGCUUGGAUUUGCCAAAGUUACGUAGCUUUGUUAUACAAGGUCUAUUAGCCGAUGAUUAUUCGUUUGUAGAAAAAGUUAGCUAUGAGGCACAAAGCUUAUUAGAUCAAAUGUACGAAAUGAUUUCCUUGCUUGCGUCUGAAUCAAGCGAUCUCGUGAAAGAACAAUUCAAAACUAUUGCUCUUAAGCAACUUCAAACGAUUGAACACUUUGAUCCACCUAUUGACAUUGUGUCUCAACUGAUGGUACAAAUGACGAAAGAUUGUCUCGGUGCUGCACCCAACUAUUCCGUAUUAGACAACGUUCGAUCUGAGCAAGAAAUGUAUGACUGUUUGGUAGCAUAUUUGAAAUACAGCAAGCUACUACCCUCACUUCCAAUUUCCAAGCUGUCGCAUCAUUUACACCAAGUCGAAAUCACUAGCAGAAUAGUCAAGUUCCUAUUUACACAUGAUUACUUUAAAGAGAUAACUGAAGCCUUGAUUCAUGCAAUGCCAUUUGAAGAGAAGCUCAAGUGUACUUCGUUUUUCUUUUCCAUUAAUUCGUUUAAUGGAGACAAAAUGGGCCAUGUCGAAAGAAUACUGGCAAUUAUUUGUGCUGUUGGCAGAAAUUCAGACGACGAGGUAUUGCAAUUAUUGGUUAUGGCCAUCAAGAAGUCCAAUGCUAAAUUUGUGAAACAACUAAUUUCUCAAUUAGAGGAGGCAGCACAAACGUUCGAAAACGUCAAGGACUUUAUUCGAGAACCCCUAUUCGCCUCAUUAAGAAGUGGCUGUGAUUGUAUCUUACCAAGCCUUAUUUCAAGCGUAUGUCCAUUAUCCGAAUUGGUGGGCAUGAAAAACGAUGCAGGAGAAUCUUUGAUGCAUGCUGUAUGCUUUGGAGGAUGCAUCAAAACCCUGACGCUUAUUCAAGAAUCAGUACAUGAAAGCAAAUUUGCAUCAUUGCUUUUUGACUCAUCCUUCCAAACAAAAGUUGAACAAAACACAGAAGAUGAAGAAGAUGGUGAUCAGAUUUUCUAUACUGCCCAAUAUUUUGCUUAUUGCUCUGGAAAACAACACAGUAGAACAACAAUGUUUGAACUCAUUAGAGAAAUGUGGAAAAAGAGCCUCAUUCCAGCUCCCGAAUAUAUUGGAGACUGGACAAGAAAUAUUGGAAACAUACCCUCUUUCCUCAUGCAUUUCCAAAAUAGUCCUAACAAGCCUCUUAUUAACACUAACGAGCAACAAAAUUAUUUGUACUUAAUGGAUACAGCACUGUGGAUGCAAUAUCUUAUUGAUAACGAGUCAAAAUUCAAAGACAACGAUUCGUUUUUACGGUUUUAUGUUUAUCACUUUAUUUUGAGACAGUCGGGAGGAGAAAUCAAUCAAGAUACAUUGCUCUAUCAUGCUCCAAGAUCUGUUGCUCCAAGACAUUUGUGGUCACCCUUUUUUGAAACAUUGUUCAGAAUUGCUAAUGUCGAGAAUGGAGACUUGACAAAGUUUUUCAUCAUGUACAUUAGAUACGGCAAGAGAGCACUUCAUGAAGAUGAAAUUCUUCAUGCUCUUGACAUUCUGUACUCGAGACUUAGCUCUGCCAAGAACCAUGAAUGUACUUCUUCUGCCAUUCUCCAAAUUCUGUCAGAUGGCUUCGAAGAAAAAGACGACUUGCUCAUGGAUACCAUGUUCAAACGAAGAUCCAAAAUGAUGAAACUGUUUGUAAAAAUUAUAUCCGAAACAAACAACUUGAAGGACAAGCUUUGGACUCUUAUGGGAUCACACAUUGAGGAAUCUGUUAGACUCGUACAUCCAAAGAUCGAAAACAACGCAGCUCAGCAAUUGAUUUCAUUGUUUGAUCUUAACGUACAGCCAGGAUCUGAUGUUGUGGAGCUUUGUCAAGCGACAAGUGGCGACCGUCUCAACCACUCUGACGAAAUGAUUGCAAUAAGAUCAUCGAUGGGGGUCGUUGGACGGGAUUGGUCCUUGAGCAACGCCUUGAAACAAGCAUCUGCUUACCUUAAUGUCGACAUUAUUGAAUAUCAGCCUGCUUUGAGCACUUUCUGUGAAGAGAAGGCAUAUAUCCUCACUGGCACUGUCACUCUACACGGCAUUGAACAGAUAUUGCAAAAUAUUAGGGAGCAAGAUAUUGAAAUUCAAAAAGUCUCCAUUUCGGUGCUUUCUAACAUGAGUGAUCACUCAUUAGCUUCAACGAUCCAAGACAAAACCCUCCAAGUACAGAUUUGUCUUGAGAAAGAUACAUUGUUGUGCUCAGAAUGGGAUUGCAAAGCGCCUCAGCAACACUAA
Naegleria lovaniensis is the source of this 4758-nucleotide messenger RNA. RefSeq lists its product as uncharacterized. The record is from RefSeq and is a predicted model, not a curated record. The transcript has a single exon. NCBI's taxonomy places the organism in Eukaryota, Heterolobosea, Eutetramitea, Acrasida, Naegleriidae. The coding region runs from base 1 to 4758 and encodes 1585 amino acids. Gene Ontology annotation, molecular function: protein binding.